GGAACCGAACCGUGACUAAGUGACAAUAGUAUCAAAAAAAAAAAAAAAGUGAAGAAACAUGAAAAGGAAAUUCCCCGUAUUCAUUGGACUCUCUCUUUCUCUCUCGCAUGUGCUUUGCUAUCUUCAGCGUCUCAGAUAAGAGGAUAUAUUAUUAUAUAUUUUUGAAUUGGGUUUUUUGCGCGUGGUUUUUGAGGAUCAAUGGCUGCACCACCAGCUAGAGCUCGUGCUGAUUAUGAUUACCUCAUCAAGCUUCUUUUAAUUGGUGAUAGUGGUGUGGGAAAGAGUUGUCUUCUUUUACGAUUUUCUGAUGGCUCCUUUACCACUAGUUUCAUAACGACCAUUGGCAUCGAUUUUAAGAUAAGAACCAUUGAGCUUGAUGGUAAGAGGAUCAAAUUACAAAUCUGGGACACAGCUGGUCAAGAGCGAUUCCGAACUAUUACGACAGCUUACUAUCGUGGAGCCAUGGGGAUUUUGCUGGUUUAUGAUGUUACUGAUGAGUCAUCUUUCAACAAUAUUAGGAAUUGGAUUCGCAACAUUGAACAACAUGCUUCUGACAAUGUCAACAAGGUACUGGUUGGGAACAAGGCUGACAUGGAUGAGAGCAAAAGGGCCGUGCCUACAUCCAAGGGUCAAGCUCUUGCUGAUGAGUACGGUAUCAAGUUCUUUGAAACUAGUGCAAAGACGAAUUUGAAUGUUGAGGAGGUUUUCUUCUCAAUAGCCCGGGAUAUUAAACAAAGGCUCACCGAAUCUGAUAAUAAGGCUGAGCCCAUGGCACUAAAAAUUAAUCAACAAGACUCUGCAGCAAGUGUUGAUCAAGCUGCUCAAAAGUCGGGUUGCUGCGGAGGUUAAAAGGAAUUAACAAAAAUAUGCCAGAUUCUUGGUGGAAGCUUCGGCUUUUGGCAGUCCCUCAAAUGUAAAAUCGAAUUGUGACGACAUUAUGGUGAAUUCAUGUAUUUACUUUUCUGUUGAUUCUUUUUUUCCAACUACCAGGCUUAGGCUUUAUUCUUCUUGAACUCAAAUGACCCUUUGUUUUGUAUUUCAGUAUUUGUCUUUAUAGCUUUGAAAAAAAAAAGUAUUUGCUUUAUGUAAGAUAAUCUAAAUUCAAGUUUUUUUUUUCCUCUUGAAAAGAAAAUAAAAAAUAAAAAAAUCUGGAAUUUCUUAAUUCAUGUUA
This is a messenger RNA of Gossypium arboreum, 1171 nucleotides long. RefSeq names its product ras-related protein RABE1c-like. Gene Ontology annotation, molecular function: GTPase activity; GTP binding. The record is from RefSeq and is a predicted model, not a curated record. Bases 199 to 849 code for a protein of 216 amino acids. The transcript has 9 exons. Gene Ontology annotation, biological process: regulation of exocytosis; protein secretion. NCBI's taxonomy places the organism in Eukaryota, Viridiplantae, Streptophyta, Magnoliopsida, Malvales, Malvaceae. Gene Ontology annotation, cellular component: plasma membrane.